Messenger RNA from Prorocentrum cordatum, 5390 nucleotides. The record is from the annotation of a GenBank genome assembly. Lineage: Eukaryota; Dinophyceae; Prorocentrales; Prorocentraceae.
UACUUCUUCCUUUGCUCACCGCGCGGCAGCAGUGCGGGCGAUUCCGACAGUUCGGGCUGCUCUUCGUGGGAGCUGGUCGAGCUGGAGUGCUACGACGAGGGGCAGGGGCCGGACCUGCCGGUAAGUGCGCUGCAGAGCGCCGACGAGACGGCUCGCUUCGGGUGCUGGCCGUUCGGUCUCCUGGUGUGGUCGCUCUUCUCCUUGGUGAGUGAUCCUAUCGUGGAGCAGGAUUCAGCGGACGAGGUCGAGGGUCUCGAGCUACAGAUGCCAGUGGAGCCAUGGUCUCGCCGCUUCUACCGCCAGAGUGCGACCGACGGUGUGGAGGUGCAGUUGGUGCGCCGCAAAAGUGGCAAUGUGUGGGCCGUCAUCGGUCCGGACUUGACGUUGGGCCUGAUUUGUAUCACGGCGAAGACGUCCAUCUUCGCGGACCCUGUGGCGGGGAUUCGGCGGCGGCCGAUGCCACCUCUUUCUGCAGCCCAGAGGGACGCCUACGUCAGCCAGGCGACGGAGGGACUGAAGGCGUCGACGGUGCCGACUUGGCCGCUGUAUCGCCCCGGCAAGGGUGGUCAGCAGGCGAUCGCGGUGAACGUCCUGUAUGCCGUUUUCAGCUCGGGGGCUUCGUCACUCAAGACGCUGAGGUGGUCUUUGAGGAGUCCCAAGCGUUUCCUGGGUGUGCUGGCCGCGUUGUUCGUAUUGUACGAGCUGCUGGUCUUGCUGGGCGUGAUCGAGUAUAUGAAGGAGGUCUGGGUGUACACGAUCAGCUACCUGGUCACGGCCAAGGAUGCGUUCGUGGAGAGCUCGGAGGUCGUCCAGGAGUGGGCCACCUACUUGUGGGAGUGGAAGGAGUGGACCCAGAAGCUGAUGCCUCUUCAGCGUUGGUUUGCGAUGUUCUUGUCCCUGAUCCUUCUGACCAUUUGGGCGGCUCACGAGUGGUCGGACAGCGUGGAGUAUGGAGAGUCCUCGAUUGGGUCAUCAAGCGCUUCGAGUGUGGAUGUGCCCGUCGCUGCUACUGCUUCGGUGCCACCGCCCUUGCCGCCGCCUGGCUAUCUUUCAAGCGGAGAGAGUGCCGCGCUGGCGAGCCAGCUGAACGAUCUCGCGGAGUCCCAGAAGGCCAUGAUGGAGGAGAUCAGCGAGAUCAGGACCGCCGAGAGGACGAGGGAGUUACGUCGGGAUGUACUCGAAGCUUCUCUGGACUCGUGUGGUCGUGCGGACGCCGAGGCCAACAAGCAGGUGAUCGAGGGCAUGAUUGCGCGGCUGGACCAGUUCGAGGCUCGUCUGAAGGGCGAGGCGCCUGCGGAGGCCGGAGCUGGCGAGCAUGGUGCUGCUAUCGAGGGGGCGAGUUCUUCGGCUUCGGCAGUCGCCGUGCCCGGGUCGCCCACGAAGAGUGCACCCACGGCGUUGAUGGAGACGCCCGAGAAGCGAGCUGCCACUUCGCAGCCGGAGGCCGUCGAGCUGGCCAUCAAGCGGAUGCGCUUCAAGGCUCAGCUGCCGCAGCAGGUGUUCAUGGAGCAGCUGGACGAGUACAGGGAGAUCGAGCCCGAGGAGUGGAACGGCCGCAUGCCCGAGGGCUACGGCCAGAUAUCGGCCGAGGUGCUGUCGGAGAUCUACUCGUCGGGCAAGACGGCCGAGGCCUGGGCGCGGGACUUCAUCAGGGACCGCGGCCUGAGCGACUGCAACACGGCUCGGGAGAUGAUCGCGGCCUUCGCCGCGGUGGACACGAUGCUGAUGACAGAUCGUCAGAGGGGACUCCUCAACCUGGUGAGCUUCGAGCGGUUGGUGCGAAAGGGCUACGCCAUUGUGAGGGCUUACCGCAACGUGAACAGCCGCGACGACUGGAGCCGCCCCAAGGAUGCCAAGAACUGGAAGUCGAAGGUGGACUGGGAGGCGGCACGUCGCUUGGACCCCCAGCUCGCCGACGAGAGCACUAUUCGGGUGAUGAGCGCCGAGGAAGAGAUGAAGAAGGCCAUGGGUCGCGACGCGCAGCUGACGAAGGCGCGCUCCGACCUGGACGGGGGCGCGGCGGUGCUGUCCGCUCGCCCGGAGCGCCCCGCUUCGACUUCUCGUCGGGCGCUGUCGCGCUGGAAGGAGGAGAUGGAGCUGGCGGAGACGGCGAAUCGUUCUCUCUUGGCUUUGCGUCAGCUCUACCGCGGGAGUCUGGACGACAGUCUACUGGGCCUGGCCGACUGCUGGGGCCAGGGGGUCGCGCCCGACAACUUGGACGGGGUGGACGAGGUCGGGCUCUUCUGCGCCGUGAAGAAGGCGGAGCUGGUGGGGAGCGAGCCCGGGGUGACCCGGAGGCUGGUGUUCGACCAGAGGCGCUCCAACAUGCGAUGGCGGUCUCCCCCGUGGUGUGCCAUGGGCGGCGCCAGUGCGAUGUCGUUUCUGGACGUGUCCGAGGAGAUGAAGGAGGAUGGCGUGACCAUGUGCUUCGGCACGGGCGACCUCCCCGACUUCUACUUCACGCUGGAGCUGCGGGAGGAGCUGGCGCCGUACUUCGUGCUGCCCGGCGUGUCUGGGGAUGCGGUGGACGCUCUGCUUCCCGAAGGUUCGUCUCUGCCUGGGAGUGGGCCCUACGUCGGGGUGAAGGUUGCGCUGAUGGGCUUCUCCUGGGCGUGCUGGAUGGCGCAGACGACCAUGGAGUACAUCGACGAUUUCGGCAUCAUGGGCCUGGACUUCCCGACGCGACCUGGCCAGGAGGCGGCGACGACGGUGGAGGAGAUCUGGCUCGGUGCCAAGGAGUUGGUGGUGUCCGCGGGUUUCAAGGUGCACAAGGAUACUUGUGCGGCGGACGCCCGUAUGAUCGGUGGCGAUCUUCGGGGAACUCGCCUGGCGCCGAACCAGGACAAGAUGUGGUUGACGGUCUUCGGCAUACGGGAGAUCCUGAUCCACAAGUGGGAACUACCCGAUACCGUCGCACGGAUCGUCGGCAUCCUGUUCUGGGGCUUCCUGAUCUGCCGCGGUGCGUUGAGCGUCUUCGCGGUGCCACGGGAAGUGCUGAGGGAGUUGGCUGCGGCUGCGGCUUUGGCGCCUCUGAUCUCGGUGGACCUCUCGACGCCCUGGGACCCGAUGGCGAUGAUGUUCGACGCGGGCCUCUACGGUGGCGCGCUCAUCUCUACGGUGGCAACGGUGGAGGAGCAGACGGACGAGCUGGUGUUGCCGGAGAAGGUGGCUUCGAGGAUCGAGGCCCUGGCGGAUUUGGCGGAGGUGGACCCCUUCCAGCCGCUCAGGAUGGGCGUCUCGAUCCCGGUGAAGGUGCUGCGCUUCGCCCACCUCUGCAGCGGCCACACGCGCAUCGGGGACCUGGAGGACUGGCUGCUCAGGAUCGCGGGGUCGCGAGGCUACCUGAUGAUCUGCACCAGCGUGGACAUCGGCCCCGGGGCGGAGUUCGACCUGACGGACGAGGUCAACGUGCGGAGGCCCUUCAUGCUCUACCUGGUCGCGGGUUCGCUUCCAGCCUGGAGGCCCCCCCCGCUACGCCUGCGAGAUCAGCUGCGGGGUCGGCCGGGUCUUCGAGGGGACGACGCGAAGAAGGUGAAGCUUGGGAACGCGCAGUUGCUGAGCAGCUUGAGGAUCCUGAAGGCUAUCGGGCUCAAGGGAGGCUCGGUCUCCAUCGAGCAUCCUGCCGAUCCGGGUUGUCCGCCGUUCCCAUCGAUCUUCGUGACCAAGGAGCUUGUGGACUGGGAGGCCCGGGUGGGUGCCUACCGAGUGACCUUCCCGCAGUGCAUGCGGGGCUGCCCCGCGCUGAAGCUGACGACGCUCACGGGGACGGCCUUCGGGAUGCAGCGGUUUGUUCGCCCCUGCGUGCGCGAGAACCACUCGGCGAGCCUCUGCGGCAAGGACGAGAGCGGUCGCUGUUGGACGAGGGUGGCCCAGGCGUGCCCGUCCGACUUCUGCAGGAUGUUGGCGGAGUGCCACGUGGACGCAAUGCUGACCACGCACGAGAGACGGGAGGCCGACCUGACCGAGAGGGCCGUGGAGCAAUUGAUUUCAGAGACCCUGGAGCGCAGGCCGGUGCAAGAUUAUGUUGGCAUGAUGCAAGAUCUACAUGAUUGGGCGCAGCAGUGGUUCGGCGACCUCACGCAGCGGGCCACCGACGGCACCGAGUGGCAGGAGUGGUGCGUGGCUUUCCUGACGGACGUGCUUCUCAGCGGCCCCAAUCAGAAGCGACUCCGAGGGAGAGACAGCGGCUACAACAGGAACACUGGACGGAGCUGGAAGAUCUUCGUGCGAUGUUUCGGGUUCGACUUGGUGACCAGGCGCCUGACCAUCGACGAUCGCCUCGUCUCGGGGAGCCCGACGUGGAUGAUGAGCAGCCGUCGGCCGGGACCGCUUGCCGGUCCAGUUGCCCGCGGUGGUCCGUGCUCCUGGGUGCGCCCGCUGCUGCCCUUUCUAUCGGACGCCGUCGGUGAAGAGAGGCUACGGCGCCACGCUCAGCACCGCAAGAUGGGCAACACCCACCGCAGGAACGACGCGGAGGGCGCGCACCCACAGGGGGUGCCACGGCGGGAGAGAACCACCUAUGGGCUGGCAUUGCUGCCGUUCUCGGUCUCAACUAAGACGGCGCUGGGCUGCUACGUGCCCAACGUGCGCCGCUUCCUGAACUUCGCGCUGGAGGUGAACCUGCCGAUGAUGAGCCGAGAGGAGAUCGACGACUCCGUUCUUUGCUACUUGGACCGCCUGGUCGAGGAUGAGGAGGUGGGUCCGCAUCGAGGAGAUUUCGUUGUGCACGGGCUUGCCUACGUGUGGCCCGAGCUCUCGACGGGGCUGCCGAGGUCCAAUCGAGCUCUUCGAGCUUGGCAUCGACUUCACGUUGCGGGAGAAGGGGGGCCCCAGCCCCUCGAGCUCUGGGCCGUGCUGGACGAGGCCAUGAGGCUGGCCGGGAGCGUGGAGGCCGCCGACGCCGCCGAGGUCGCCCUGGACGCCUACCUCAGGUCCGCGGAGCUGUUCGCCUUGCGGGCGGCCGACAUCGUGGUCGACGUGGACGAGGCGGGCGAGCAGAUAGUAGCUCUACGACUCGGGGUGACCGAGCGUGGUGAGAGGACCAAGACGGGCGUGAGGCAGGGCGUGCUGAUCGACCGUCGGCAUGUGAGCGACAUGCUUGUGCGCAGGAAGUCCGAGCGAGACCCCUCGGACCGGGUCUUCAGCUGCUCGGUGGAUGCCUACCGCCGGGCGCUGAGGCGAGCCUGCGACGACGUCGGUGUCGAGCACUUCCCGCCCCAUGCUGCCAGGCACUCGGGGCCGAGCCACGACGCGGCGACGGGCUACAGGACGGCGUGGGCCAUCCAGCGGCGCGGGCGGUGGGCUUCAGAGAAGAGCGUGCUUAGGUAUAUGAAGACGCACGCCCUGGUGGCCGCCCGCGCCGCGCUCCCGCCAGACAUCCUGGAGCGCGG